Molecule: messenger RNA, 336 nt
Organism: Thelazia callipaeda (thelaziosis nematode)
Lineage: Eukaryota; Metazoa; Nematoda; Chromadorea; Rhabditida; Thelaziidae
Source: the annotation of a GenBank genome assembly
AUGGACCAUUUGGAAGGAUCAGGUAAUAGCCAUAUGGUAGAGUGGUCAGAUGAUGAGGAUUUAGGUGCAGAAGGAUCAGGAAUUGCAAUGGAAGGGUCAGCAGAUGAGCUAGACGAGGUGAUCAUACCUGCCAUUAAUGUUGAAGAUGUACGGCGUUUAGAACCGACUAUUCACACCACUAUCAGAGCUUUUACAGAAAUAAAAGCAGAAACCCGAUCACCAAGCAAGCCUCCUGUCAUCGCUAAACCACCAGAGGCUGGAUCAUCUAACCGAUCAAUGAUAUCUACGCUGAUCACUUUAAUAUUCACCAUAUUAAUAUCAGUAACAUUUAGCUGA